AUGUGGACGGGACGUGGACGUGGACGGGACGUGGACGUGGACAUGGACGUGGACGUGGACAUGGACUUGGACGUGGACGUGGACGUGGACGUGGACAUGGACCUGGACGUGGACGUGGACGUGGACUUGGACGUGGACGUGGACGUGGACGUGGACAUGGAUGUGGACGUGGACGUGGAGGUGGACGUGGACGUGGACGUGGACGUGGACGUGGACAUGGACGUGGAGGACUUGGACGUGGACAUGGACGUGGACAUGGACGUGGACGUGGACGUGGACGUGGACGUGGACAUGGACGUGGACAAGGACGUGGUCGUGGACGUGUACGUGGACGUGGACGUGGACGUGGACGUAGACAUCGACGUGGACGUGGACGUGGACGUGGACGUCGACGUGGUCGUGGACGUGGACGUGGACAUGGACGUGGACGUCGACGUGGACGUGGUCGUGGACGUGGACGUGGACAUGGACGUGGACGUGGACGUGGACGUGGACGUGGACGUGGAGGUGGACGUGGACGUGGACAUGGACGUGGACGUGGACGUCUACGUGGACGUGGACGUGGACGUGGACAUGGUCGUGGACGUGGACGUGGUCGUGGACGUGGAGGUGGACGUGGACGUGGACAUAGACGUGGACGUGGACGUGGACGUGGACGUAGACCUGGACUUGGACGUGGACAUGGACGUGGACGUGGACGUGGUCGUGGACGUGGACGUGGACGUGGUCCUGGUCGUGGACGUGGUCGUAGACGUGGACGUGGUCGUCCACGACGUGGACUUGCACGUGGACGUGGACGUGGACGUGGACGUGGACGUGGUCGUGGACGUGGACGUGGACAUGGACCUGGACGUGGACAUGGACGUGGACGUGGACGUUGACGUGGACGUGGACGUGGACGUGGUCGUGGACGUGGACGUGGACAUGGACAUGGACGUGGACGUGGACGUGGACGUUGACGUGGACGUGGACGUGGACAUGGACGUGGACGUGGACGUGGACGUGGACAUGGUCGUGGACGUGGACGUGGACGUGGACGUGGACGUGGACGUGGACGUGGACAUGGACAUGGACGUGGACAUGGACGUGGACGUGGACAUGGAGGUGGACGUUCACGUGGUUGUGGACGUGGACGUGGACGUUGACGUGGACGUGGACGUGGACGUGGACGUGGACAAGGACAUGGUCGUGGACGUGGACGUGGACAAGGACAUGGUGGUGGACGUGGACGUGGACGUGGACGUGGACAUCGACGUGGACGUGGACGUGGACGUGGUCGUGGACGUGGACGUGGACGUGGACAUGGACGUGGACGUCGACGUGGACGUGGUCGUGAACGUGGACGUGGACAUGGACGUGGACGUGGACGUGGACAUGGACGUGGACGUGGACGUGGACAUGGUCGUGGGCGUGGACGUGGACGUGGACGUGGACGUGGACAUGGACGUGGACAAGGACAUGGUCGUGGACGUGGACGUGGACGUGGACGUGGACGUGGAUGUGGACGUGGACGUGGACAUGGACGUGGACGUGGACGUGGACGUGGACGUGGACAUGGUCGUGGACGUGGACGUGGUCGUGGACGUGGAGGUGGACGUGGACGUGGACAUGGACGUGGACGUGGACGUGGUCGUGGACGUAGACAUGGUCGUGGACGUGGACGUGGACGUGGACAUGGACGUGGACGUGGACAAGGUCGUGGUCGUGGACGUGGACGUGGACGUGGACGUGGACGUGGACGUGGUCGUGGACGUGGACGUGGACGUGGACAUGGACGUGGACGUGGACGUGGACGUGGACGUGGACGUGGUCGUGGACGUGGAGGACUUGGACGUGGACAUGGACGUGGACGUGGACGUGGUCGUGGACGUGGACGUGGUCCUGGUCGUGGACGUGGUCGUAGACGUGGACGUGGUCGUCCACGACGUUGACUUGCACGUGGACGUGGACGUGGACGUGGACGUGGACGUGGUCGUGGACGUGGACGUGGACAUGGACAUGGACGUGGACGUGGACGUGGACGUUGACGUGGACGUGGACAUGGUUGUGGACGUGGAGGACUUGGACGUGGACAUGGACGUGGACGUGGACGUGGACGUGCACGUGGACGUGGACAUGGUCGUGGACGUGGACGUGGACGUGGACAUGGACAUGGACGUGGACGUGGACGUGGACGUGGACAUGGACAUGGACGUGGACGUGGACGUGGACGUGGACAUGGACAUGGACGUUGACGUGGACGUGGACAUGGACGUGGUCGUGGACGUGGAGGACUUGGACGUGGACAUGGACGUGGACGUGGUCGUGGACGUGGACGUGGACGUGGACGUGGUCGUGGUCGUGGACGUGGUCGUAGACGUGGACGUGGUCGUCCACGACGUGGACUUGGACGUGGACGUGUACGUGGACGUGGACGUGGACGUGGACGUGGACGUGGACAUGGACGUGGUCGUGGUCGUGGACGUGGACGUGGACGUGGUCUUGGACGUGGACGUGGAUGUGGUCGUGGAGGACGUGGACAUGGAGGACGUGGACGUGGACGUGGAGGACGUGGACGUGGACGUGGACGUGGUCGUGGACGUGGACGUUGAUGUUGACGUGGACGUGGACAUGGACGUGGUCGUGGACGUGGAGGACUUGGACGUGGACAUGGACGUGGUCGUGGACGUGGACGUGGACGUGGACAUGGACGUGGACGUGGACAUGGACGUGGACGUGGACGUGGACAUGGACGUGGACAUGGACGUGGACGUGGACGUGGACGUGGUCGUGGACGUGGACGUGGACAUGGACGUGGACGUGGACGUGGACGUGGACAUGGUCGUGGACGUGGACGUGGACGUGGACAUGGACGUGGACGUGGACGUGGACGUGGACAUGGACGUGGACGUGGACAUGGACGUGGACAUGGACGUGGACGUGGACUUGGACAUGGACGUGGACGUGGACGUGGACGUGGACGUGGACAUGGACGUGGACGUGGACGUGGACGUGGACAUGGACGAGGACAUGGACGUGGACGUGAACAUGGACGUGGACAUGGACGUGGACGUGGACGUGGACAUGGACAUGGACGUGGACGUGGACGUGGACGUGGACAUAGACGUGGACGUGGACGUGGACGUGGAUGUGGACGAGAACGUGGACGUGGACGUGGACAUGGACGUGGACGUGGACGUGGAUUUGGACGUGGACGUGGACAUGGACGUGGACGUGGACGUGGACGUGGACGUGGUUGUGGAUGUAGACGUUGACGUGGACGUGGACGUGGACAUGGACGUGGACGUGGACGUGGACGUGGACGUGGACAUGGUCGUGGACGUGGUCGUGGACGUGGAGGACUUGGACGUGGACAUGGACGUGGACGUGGUCAUGGACGUGGACGUGGUCGUGGUCGUGGACGUGGACGUGGACGUGGACAUGGACGUGGACAUGUCCUCCACGUCCACGACCACGUCCACGUCCACGUCAACGUCCACGUCCACGUCCACAACCACGUGA
Messenger RNA from Closterium sp. NIES-65, 3501 nucleotides. Lineage: Eukaryota; Viridiplantae; Streptophyta; Zygnematophyceae; Desmidiales; Closteriaceae. The record is from the annotation of a GenBank genome assembly.